This is a messenger RNA of Rhododendron vialii, 1972 nucleotides long. Its product is annotated as pyruvate kinase, cytosolic isozyme. The transcript is spliced from 4 exons. Gene Ontology annotation, biological process: glycolytic process. The record is from RefSeq and is a predicted model, not a curated record. Gene Ontology annotation, cellular component: cytoplasm. NCBI's taxonomy places the organism in Eukaryota, Viridiplantae, Streptophyta, Magnoliopsida, Ericales, Ericaceae. Gene Ontology annotation, molecular function: potassium ion binding; magnesium ion binding; pyruvate kinase activity. The coding region runs from base 182 to 1696 and encodes 504 amino acids.
CAUCCGCAAUCAAUAGAUUUCUCUUUCUGGGCAAUUGACUUGUCACUCAAGAAAGAAGAAGAAUUAGAGAGAGAGAGAGAGAGAGAGAGAGGAGUAACAGUAGCAGGAAUUGAAAACCGGACGGACCACGUGUCGGACUGACUUGGGGUUUGGUGCCAAAUUUCCUUUCGUUGAGUGAGAAAUGGAGAUGAACAACGGAGGAGUAGUGGUUGACAAGAGGCCCAAGACCAAGAUAGUUUGUACUCUGGGGCCCGCGUCGAGGUCUGUUCCGAUGGUCGAGAAGCUGCUCAGAGCCGGUAUGAACGUCGCUCGCUUCAAUUUCUCACACGGAUCUCACGAAUACCACCAGGAAACCCUAGACAACCUCCGCGCUGCCAUGGACAACACCGGCAUCCUCUGUGCUGUCAUGCUCGACACUAAGGGUCCGGAGAUUCGAACUGGAUUUUUGAAAGAUGGCAAGCCCAUCCAACUGAAGCAGGGUGAAGAGAUCACCAUCUCCACUGAUUACAGCAUCCAGGGUGACGAGAACAUGAUUUGCAUGAGCUACAAAAAAUUGGCUGAGGACGUGAAGCCACAAAGUGUGAUACUCUGUGCGGAUGGCACGAUCUCAUUUACCGUUCUGUCUUGUGACAAGGAAAAUGGUUUGGUUCGAUGCCGAUGUGAGAACACAGCAGUUCUAGGCGAGAGGAAGAAUGUCAAUCUCCCAGGGGUUAUUGUGGAUCUCCCAACUUUGACGGAGAAAGACAAGGUUGAUAUCUUAGAGUGGGGGAUUCCUAAUAAUAUUGACAUGAUCGCUCUGUCUUUUGUCCGCAAAGGCUCUGACUUGGUGGACGUCCGGAAGUUGCUCGGGGAGCAUGCAAAGAAUAUCCUUCUUAUGUCAAAGGUUGAAAAUCAAGAAGGUGUGGCAAAUUUUGAUGAAAUCCUAGCUAACUCAGACGCCUUCAUGGUUGCGCGAGGCGACCUAGGUAUGGAAAUUCCGAUUGAAAAGAUAUUUCUAGCACAGAAAGUGAUGAUCUACAAAUGCAACAUCCAAGGAAAGCCGGUUGUUACGGCUACACAGAUGUUGGAGUCAAUGAUCAAAUCUCCUAGGCCAACUAGAGCAGAGGCCACCGAUGUUGCCAAUGCAGUUCUUGAUGGCACAGACUGUGUAAUGCUGAGUGGUGAAACAGCUGCAGGGGCUUAUCCGGAACAAGCAGUUCGAACCAUGGCCAAAAUCUGCGUUGAAGCAGAGAGCACAAUUGACUAUGCGGAUGUUUUCAAGAGGAUUACGGCAAAUGCACCUGUGCCCAUGAGCCCAUUAGAGAGCUUGGCCUCUUCUGCAGUGCGAACAGCCAAUUCAACAAAGGCAGCUCUGAUAUUGGUCCUAACCAGAGGAGGAAGUACUGCUAAACUGGUGGCUAAGUAUAGGCCAGGCAUGCCUAUACUGUCGGUGGUGGUCCCUGAGAUUAAGACUGAUUCCUUUGAUUGGUCGUGCAGCGAUGAGUCUCCAGCGAGACACAGCCUUAUAUUUAGGGGUUUGGUUCCGGUUUUAUGUGCAGGGUCUGCUAGGGCUUCGCAUGCUGAGUCGACAGAAGAAGCGUUGGAGUUUGCGCUGCAACAUGCCAAGGCAAAGGGACUCUGCAAGGAUGGAGACGCUGUCGUGGCUCUGCACCGAGUUGGGACCGCUUCUAUCAUCAAGAUCGUCACCGUGAAGUAGAGAUGGUCUUCGUGAUGGUAAUAAUUCCUCCCUGGCCUUGUUAGUUGGUUAGGUUAUGAAGUUAUGAAGGAGAUGAGACUAAUCGCUUUCUGAUUUUUGGCUAUUUUGUUUUACCUUUUCUGAAAAGGACGUUUUUGAUAGAUAUUGCUCUUCUGAGAUUUGUUUCUCAGCACUUUAAAUUGUUGUCGUCUCGCAUAAACAUUUUACCAAUGGAGUGGAACUCUAUUGUUUGAUUUUGGUUAAAGCUAUAUGCAAAUGCGACUCAUAAUUUGUCUA